AUUAGUAGUACGUGUGUCGGCAUGAUGAAACCCGUGUUUAGACCGAACACAGCGCCCGCUUGAUGGUCCACAAGGUGAGUAGGUGAAAGGUGACCCCGGUUGUACGUCGCGGGGGGCGUGUCGUGACGUCAUGGAGGAAGGUUGCGAUCUGAACAUCCGAAUUUUACAGUAGAGUCCAGACUGAACCAGAACUCAGAAAGUUUCUCAGCUGCGAGACAUCGCACACCGGACACUCAGCGAAUUAACCCGACGCGUAAUUAGGGUGAUAAACGCUCUUAACCUUGAUUGACCUUACGCCUGCUGUAAGUAAACACACGGCGCUUAAGUCCAGUCGCAUAUGUUGGCUGCAGGCGACUGAACGACAGAUUUGCGAACCGGAUCGACGCUGUUUAUUUCCAAGGUGGCUGCGUCAAGAGAGCUCCGUCCUGAAGGGGGAUCGCGUGACGUUUUCUGGCGUGCAUAUAAUCGUGACAUUCGCACUGACCGAUCCGUAGACCUCGCGUGGAUCUAUCGUGCCGCAGAGGUUCUUCAGAAACCGUCUCUCACAUGAUGUACACAAUAACCAGAGGUCCCAGCAAACUUGUUACACAACGGAGAACAGGCCCUACGCAACAGAUUGAGAGCAAAGCCAACGACCUGAAACAGAAGCAAAGCCCCUGGCUUGCAUCGGAUUCACCAGCACCGAAGAUUGUAUUUAACCGGCUGAACGGAAAGCGGUACCACAGAUCCACCUCUCCAAAAGCUGCCAGUACUACUGAAGGAUUCACCCCAGCACACGAGGAGAAUGUUCGAUUUGUUUAUGAGGCUUGGCAAGAGGUGGAACAGAAGCUUGGAGAGGGAUCCCAGCCGGAGAACGGGAAAGGCCCGGUGCAGUACGCUGAAAGAAGCCCCAAUCCCGGCAUGAAAAAUUUUGUGCCUAUUGAUCUUGAGGAGUGGUGGGCCCAGCGUUUCCUGGCCAACAUUGUUAACCUGUCAUGACAGGUGCAUGAUGGGGCAUGAGAUGUGGCUGAGUGGUCCUGACUGAGGCAGUGCAGCCUGACUCUCCUGAUGAGCUCAGGUGAUAAUGUGAGAGAUUCGCACGCUGUGUGAAUUCAGCCCUUCCUGUGGAACUGUUUGCCCAGCCGGACACAGAUUCUCUCUCGUGCACACGGAAGAUGAUCAGAGAUUUUUCUUUCUUUGUUAGAAUGUGAGAUGUCUGUUUUUCUCCACAGAUCUUUGCAAAAAAAGUGAUGUUAUAAAACAAACAAAAAAAUUCCAGUAAAAAUUUUUCAAGA
Molecule: messenger RNA, 1274 nt
Organism: Ctenopharyngodon idella (grass carp)
Lineage: Eukaryota; Metazoa; Chordata; Actinopteri; Cypriniformes; Xenocyprididae
Gene: mcrip2
Product: MAPK regulated corepressor interacting protein 2
Exons: 5
Coding region: 547-978 (143 amino acids)
Source: RefSeq, a predicted model, not a curated record